Messenger RNA from Babjeviella inositovora NRRL Y-12698, 1639 nucleotides. RefSeq lists its product as uncharacterized. The transcript is spliced from 2 exons. The coding region runs from base 1 to 1443 and encodes 480 amino acids. Gene Ontology annotation, cellular component: cytoplasm; cytosol; phenylalanine-tRNA ligase complex. Lineage: Eukaryota; Fungi; Ascomycota; Pichiomycetes; Serinales. The record is from RefSeq and is a predicted model, not a curated record. Gene Ontology annotation, biological process: phenylalanyl-tRNA aminoacylation. Gene Ontology annotation, molecular function: ATP binding; phenylalanine-tRNA ligase activity; tRNA binding.
AUGUCUGAUUUACAAUUACGUAUGUUGCAGGCCGUUGAAGCCAACAAUGGUAAAAUCGAAAACUCGGACGCGGUAUUCCAAGAUAUAGAGUCGCAAAUCUUGCAGGCUGCCCUUAACUCUCUUGUGGCCAAGUCCAUGAUCACUUUUUCCAUUAUCGAAAAGGAGUCGUGGAAGUUGACCAGUGAAGGUGAAGAGGUUGUUUCUGAGGGUUCUCACGAAUUCAGAUUAUUGGCCGAAGUGACCAAGCACUUGGAGGGGUUGGAUAUCAGUAAAGUCUCCAAAGUCUUGGGCCCAGCCGGUAAAUUAGGUCAGGGUAAGGCAUUCAAAAAUGGCUGGAUCAAAAAGGACGGCGAUGUCCUUUUAUCCAACGUCACUGACUUACCAGAGGACAGCGCUGCUGGUUUGUUGAAGAGCAUCAAGGAAAACGGCAUUUUGGACGAUAAAAAGGAGCUUGCCGAUUUGAAAAAGAGAAAGUUGAAGGGUGUCGAGUUUGCCUUGACCAUUGUCCAAGUUGAGACCGACAUCACCAGCGACAUGCUUGCCAAUGGUAAGUGGAAGACCGCCACCUUCAAGCCAUAUAACUUCAACUCCGAGGGUGUGGCUCCACAUUCCGGUGCCUUGCAUCCGUUGAAUAAGGUCAGAGAGGAGUUUAGACAGAUCCUCUUAUCCAUGGGUUUCACCGAAAUGCCAUCCAACCAGUAUGUCGAGACCGGAUUCUGGAACUUUGACACCCUUUACCUGCCACAACAGCAUCCAGCCAGAGAUUUACAGGACACUUUCUACUUGAAGGAUACAUUAACUUCCAAGAAGCCAGAAGACGAAACCUACUGGAACAACAUCAAGAAAGUCCACCAGGAGGGUGCUUUCGGGUCUAUCGGGUACAGAUACCCCUGGAAGGAGGAUGAAUCCUUGAGAAUGGUCUUGAGAACCCACACCACCGUCAUUUCCGCUGCCAUGUUGCACCAAUUGGCCAAGGACCCGAAGCCGGCCAGACUCUUCUCCAUUGACAGGGUCUUUAGAUACGAAGCAGUUGACGCCACUCACUUGGCCGAGUUCCACCACGUUGAAGGUGUACUUGCCGACUACAAUUUGACCUUGGGAGAUUUAAUCACUUUCAUGAAGUCUUUCUAUGGAAAGAUGGGUGUCAAGAAUUUGGCCUUCAAGCCAACGUACAACCAAUACACCGAGCCAUCGUUGGAAAUCUACUCGUGGCAUGAGGGGUUAGGCAGGCUAUUGGAAAUUGGUAACUCUGGUAUGUUCAGACCAGAAAUGUUGGAAAGUAUGGGCUUGCCAAAGGACUUGAGAGUUUUAGGCUGGGGAUUUUCGUUGGAAAGACCAACCAUGAUCAAGUACGGCUGUAACAACAUCAGAGAGUUAUUGGGCCACAGGGUCACCUUGGACUUUAUUGAGACUAAUCCGGCCGCCAGGUUGGAAGUUGACUAGAUGUGCCAUUUUCUGUAGAGAACUGUGGUUCCUGCUAUCUGGUGGACCUUUGAAGAAGCAUGUAGGAAGGAAAUGGAGAAAUGAGGAUCAACACCCAGAAAGUGAAAGUGCAGGUUGUGGAAUAGGUCUCGGACGGUCCAAAGUAUAAACUUAUGCGAUGAUAGACCUAUUGGUACGUUGUAUCGGUCAUACUCAG